AUGGCCGGCCCUGCCCCGCCCGCCGCCGACGAGCUGCCCGGCCCGGCCCGGCGCCUCUACUCCAGGAUGGAGGCCUCGUGCCUGGAGCUGGCCCUGGAGGGUGAGCGACUCUGCAAGGCGGGGGACUUCAAGGCGGGCGUGGCCUUCUUUGAGGCCGCUGUACAGGUGGGCACCGAGGACCUGAAGACGCUGAGCGCCAUCUACAGCCAGCUGGGCAACGCCUACUUCUACCUGAAGGAGUAUCCCCGGGCCCUGGAGUACCACAGGCACGACCUGCUGCUGGCCCGGACCAUCGGUGACCGCAUGGGGGAGGCCAAGGCCAGUGGGAACCUGGGCAACACACUCAAGGUCCUGGGCCGCUUCGAUGAGGCCAUCGUCUGCUGCCAGCGGCACCUGGACAUCGCUCAGGAGCAGGGCGACAAGAUUGGGGAGGCCAGGGCGCUGUACAACAUCGGGAACGUGUACCACGCCAAGGGCAAGCAGCUGUCCUGGAACGCCAUGCAGGACCCCGGGCACCUGCCGCCCGACGUCCGAGACACGCUGCGCAGGGCCUCCGAGUUCUAUGAGAGGAACCUGUCCCUGGUGAAGGAGCUGGGCGACCGGGCGGCCCAGGGCAGGGCCUACGGCAACCUGGGCAACACCCACUACCUGCUGGGCAGCUUCGUGGAGGCCACGACCUUCCACAAGGAGCGCCUGGCCAUUGCUAAAGAAUUCGGAGACAAGGCAGCCGAGCGCAGGGCUUACAGCAACCUGGGGAACGCCCACGUCUUCCUGGGGCGCUUCGACGUGGCUGCCGAGUACUACAAGAAGACGCUGCAGCUGUCGCGGCAGCUCAAGGACCCGGCGGUGGAGGCGCAGGCCUGCUACAGCCUGGGCAACACGUACACGCUGCUGCAGGACCACGAGCGCGCCGCCGAGUACCACCUGCGGCACCUGCUCAUCGCCCAGGACCUGGCCGACAGAGUGGGCGAGGCUCGGGCCUGCUGGAGCCUGGGCAAUGCCUACGUGUCCAUGGGGAGCCCCGCGCAGGCCCUCACCUUCGCCAAGAAGCACUUGGAGAUCUCCCAGGAGAUCGGGGACCGAAAUGGGGAGUUGACGGCCCGCAUGAACGUGGCGCAGCUGCAGCUGGCGCUGGGCCGGCUGAGCAGCCCUGCGGCCGCAGAGAAGCCAGACCUGGCCGGCUACGAGGCCCAAGGGGCCAGGCCCAAGAGGACGCAGAGGCUGAGCGCGGAGACCUGGGACCUGCUGAGGCUUCCCCCGGAGCGGGAGCAGAAUGGGGACAGCCACCACUCUGGGGACUGGCGGGGGCCCGGCAGGGACUUGCUCCCCCUCUCCAUGAGGAGCAGGAAGUACCAGGAAGGGCCAGACGCUGCUGAGAGGAGACCCCGGGAGGGUGGCCCCUCCCCGCUGGACAGCGCGGACGUCCGGGUGCAGCUGCCCCGCACGAGCAUCCCUCGGGCCCCGUCCUCCGACGAGGAGUGCUUCUUUGAUCUGCUGAGCAAGUUCCAGAGCAGCCGCAUGGACGACCAGCGCUGUCCCCUGGAGGAGGGCCAGCCCGGGGCCGCUGAAGCCACGGCCGCCCCCACCCUGGAGGGGAGGGUUGCCCGGCCCUCGCUGACCGCCUCGCCCCAGACGGAGGAGCUCUUCGACCUCAUCGCCAGCUCCCAGAGCCGCCGGCUGGACGACCAGCGGGCCAGCGUGGGCAGCCUGCCCGGGCUACGCGUCACCCACAACAACCUGGGGCGCCUGCGCGGCGACGGGGACCCCCAGGAGCCUGGGGACGAGUUCUUCAACAUGCUCAUCAAGUGCCAGUCCUCCAGGAUCGACGACCAGCGCUGCCCGCCGCCCGACGGGCUGCCCCGCGGCCCCACCAUGCCUGACGAGGACUUCUUCAGCCUCAUCCAGAGGGUGCAGGCCAAGCGGAUGGACGAGCAGCGGGUGGACCUCACUGGGAGCCCCGAGCAGGAGGUGGGCGGGCCACCCGCACCUCGGCAGCAGUGCCAGCCCGGCCCCAGCUAAGGCCUUGCGCCCAUGC
Messenger RNA from Pteronotus mesoamericanus, 2035 nucleotides. It is a transcript of the gene GPSM1, whose product is annotated as G protein signaling modulator 1. The record is from RefSeq and is a predicted model, not a curated record. Bases 1 to 2019 code for a protein of 672 amino acids. Gene Ontology annotation, cellular component: cell cortex. Gene Ontology annotation, biological process: establishment of mitotic spindle orientation. Gene Ontology annotation, molecular function: G-protein alpha-subunit binding; GDP-dissociation inhibitor activity. The transcript has 14 exons. Lineage: Eukaryota; Metazoa; Chordata; Mammalia; Chiroptera; Mormoopidae.